Messenger RNA from Oreochromis niloticus (Nile tilapia), 3267 nucleotides. RefSeq lists its product as uncharacterized. The record is from RefSeq and is a predicted model, not a curated record. Lineage: Eukaryota; Metazoa; Chordata; Actinopteri; Cichliformes; Cichlidae. The transcript has 2 exons. The coding region runs from base 202 to 1236 and encodes 344 amino acids.
CUAUUUACUGAAAGGCUAUGCAUUAGUUUGCUUCUUUCAUUAUUGUGUUUCGCCCUGCAUAAAAUAGAUAGCUUUCCUGAUAACUACAGUCAGUACUCUCCUGCUGCCAUUAGCGGUGACCUAAGAGGCUUAACCAUAAUAUUGCUUUGCAGUGUAAAUGUUUCUUCUUCUGUGCAGAUUGACUGUGAUGUCAUAGCACUGAUGGACGACGCAACUUUGGCAAACUACAUUCCCUUGUAUGGAGACCGAAUUGCCCUCUUCAAUUUCUGCAAAAGCAAGCAACCACUGUCAAAAAGAAAACUAGGACUUCUGCAAAAACUUCGUGAGAAAAUGAAAACCAGAAAAGAAAGUCCAAAGGAGAGCACUUCACAUACAGAUGCAGGAAUAAGACAGACAAAGAAGCAAAAAGCAACACAAAAUGUUGAGAUAGGAUGGAUACAUAGUGAUGGAAAAAUAGCCAAACAGGUGAGAGCGAAGCAGGGAGGUGGCACUAGAAAAAUUCAAAUGGCCACUGAUGCUGGAUUAAAAGAUAUUCUUCAAGAAGGAAAGAAACUUUUUUUUCCUGAUGGCAUAUCUCCUAAGGGAUGUGAAACAGAUUUUGAGUUUGAGGUUUGGGACUUUAAACAGAACCACGUUACUGAUGAUACCUGCCAGUCUAUUGGCAAUAUGUAUGAGGCAGCGAGACUCACAAUGUUACGCUUCUACAUUGCAACAAAACCAAAAGAUCCUGAAGAAGAUGCCAGCGAGACAUCAGAAGUGGUGUUUGUCUCAGAAAGCAGUGGCAGUGAUAUUAAUCCAUUGCAAGUGGGGGAAGUCAGGGGUAAUUUUGAUGAAGUCAUCACUGGUUCAGAAAUUUCAGAUGAUCCAGAAAUAACUUUUGGUCCAAUUUUUGAUGCUGAAGAAGAUACAGAAGACACAUUAGUCUAUGAGGGUUUUCUUGUACCCCUCAGUCCACCUAAUUCAGAGAACGUAAUAACAAUCACCAUACGUCAUACUGACACUUUACAUGACAUGAUUACUGCUUUCUCUGAUGCAGAGAUUUUGAGAAAAACACUGAAUGUGAAGCGCAUACUUCCAGACAACACAGAAGAACCAGGCACUGGAUCAGGAAUACUAAGAGAUGUACUCACAUGCUUCUGGCAUGAAUUUUAUGAGCGAUGCACCCUAGGUGCAACAGUUAAAGUGCCAUUCAUUCGCCAUGAUUUUCCUGCUGAAAAAUGGAAGGCAGUUGGGUGAAUACUCUUGAAAGGUUACCAAGAAUGUCAGUAUUUUCCAAAUAAACUUGCAAUCCCUUUUCUGGAGCAAGUGCUUUUCAAUGGUGUUUACAGUGAUCUUAAAGCACACUUUCUACAGUUUGUCAGCAGCCAAGAAUGUGAUGUUUUGAUGGAAGCAGUAAAAAAUUUCUCUGCAGUUGACUUGGAUGAUCUUGUGGAAGUUCUUGACAGCUAUGGCUGUAGAAAAAGAAUCACUGCUGAGACUCUUCCUACAAUCCUUGAUGAAAUAGCACACAAAGAGCUUGUCCAAAAACCAAUGUUUGUUAUUGACUGCUGGAGGGAGAUCAUCAACCCCCAUAUCUCCCUCAGUCCGGAGGCACUGACCAAGUUAUUCUCUGAACUGCAACCAACGUCAAAAAAAGUGUGCCAGCUCCUGAAAUUUGCUGUGGAUUUGACUCCACAACAAAAAGAAGUGAAAAAUCAUCUCAAAAGAUUCAUCAGAGAGUUGGAUAACAUUAAACUUCAGAAAUUUACGCAUUUCUGCACCGGAUCUGACCUUAUAGUAACAAACAGUAUUUAUGUGGAAUUUCAAGAUAUGACAGAAUUUACAAGAAGACCAGUCGGACACACGUGUGGGAAUGUUCUGCAGCUAGCUAACAGCUAUGAAAACUUCCCAGAUUUCUGUUCUGAAUUUAAUGCAGUUCUUGAAAGUAAUGUCUGGGUGAUGGACAUUGUUUAGACUCUCACAGCAAUGCGCUACAUUUGAACUGCUCAUUCACACUAGAGCAUAACUGUAAAGAGAUGUUAGGAAUAUGUAUUUUUAUGUAUUUUGAACUUAUACAGUAUACUUUUUAUAAUUAGAGAGAAGUUUCCCAUCUCUGUUAGAAGUCCAGUUUUGGCUAAUAUUUCAGUUUCUUUUAUCAUUUUGAGUUUUACAUGAUACAGUCACAAAACAAAAUGAACAGGUACACUGUUUACUACCAUAUCCAGAGCUGUCUUCACCAAAUCCAAGCUUUCCAGCUGUAAUACAGAAACCUUCAGCAAAAGCAUGAAGAAAGAAUACUAAAGAUCUAUAAACUAUAAUUAAACUGCUCUUAAACUUUCUUUAAUGCACCAUGUGUGGUGUGAGAAUUCAGCACAGUCAAAUACUUUUUUAAGUAAUUAGUAGUAAGACUAAUUCAUUCAGAUGGUAUUUUCUUAUUAGGUCAGGGCUAAAACUGAACAUAGUUAUAAUGUAAAAGUAAUGCUGUUAUUUCGUCUUGAUGCAUUCUCAAUCAUCCAGGAAAGUAAAUCUCCAAAAGUUGAAUCUGUUCAUCUGGACGUAGCGUUUUGUGGGAGAAAUGCUGUUAUUCAACACUGUAUUGUAAAAGGAAUACGUACAAUUUUAUACUUUUGCAUUUGUCAUGUCUGAAAAUAUUUUGUUUUACAGUAUAUGCAAUUUUUAGUUCAGGUAGGUUAAGGUAUCAAAGUUUGGCAUUUGUUGUUGAUUACAAAGGUUCUAUUUAAAGUUGGUGAAAAUAUUUUUUAAAAUUCCAGUAUUUUCUUAUUGUCAUAUUGUUUCUAAGCAUACCUGUUAUUCAUCCAUCAAAUUGAUUCAAGCUGCUUAAAGGAUUCAGUCUGUUUUGAAGACGGUUAUUGAUUACUAAGAUCAUAAAUAAACACUACAGUUCAGUGCAGUGGUCAAGUGCUGUGAUUAUUCAGGCAUCCUUUUGUAAUGCCAAAUUGUCAUGUUCUCAGAUAUAGUAUUAAUCUUAACACCUGAAAAAAUGUCUUUUUACUGCCAGAAAUUAUGCAUUUUUAUUUGUAUGCAUGUAUGUUCUCAACCAUUCAUACUUGUUUUUAUGUGAUACCACAAUAGCCAGUGUUCAUGAUCUUUACAGUAAGUCACUGAUGUAUACAGACUGUAUGAGAUCUAUAAGUUUUAAAAGUUGAGUCAUUCUUGUUACAGGGCAGCUUAUACGGUUUUGAGUUUUAGCCAUGUUAUUGGCAUUGGCAAGAUGGUUCAUUUGUGCUGCCAGAUGCUCGUGGAGUGCAGUCAGCUUCUUCAGCCAGU